Molecule: messenger RNA, 1407 nt
Organism: Cercopithifilaria johnstoni
Lineage: Eukaryota; Metazoa; Nematoda; Chromadorea; Rhabditida; Onchocercidae
Source: the annotation of a GenBank genome assembly
AUGCCGACAAAUCGUGAUAUCAAUGAAUUGUAUUGUGAAGCAUGUGCUUGCAUGGAACAAGGCCUUUGCUACGAUGAAAUCGAUGAUACGGAAAAUGCAUUGGCAUUUUAUGAACGAAGUUUGUUGCUCAUAAAAGAAGCGGCAAAGGAAAAGAAUUACAAGAAAAGUGACAUGUAUAAAGUGGUAAUGGAAGGUAAGAAUCGCGUGGAAGCAAGGAUAAAGGAUUUGAAGGCGAAUAAGAAAAUACAGAAACAUGUCGAUGAAAAGUCGAAUAUUAAAAAGAUGAAAAUGGAGAAUGAAGAGAACAAAAAGGAGUUAAAGAAGCAGAUCGAAUCAAUGCAUACAGUAGAGGCAGAUUUGGUAUACUACAUACCAGAUGGUGUGCAACUUUUUAUCAUUGAGAAUGAAAACACUUCAACUCCAACUGUUCCUUCUUCUCUAGAAAUCUUUCGGUUUUCUUCAAAUCAAAAAAAACCGGAAACUAACCAGGUGGAAGCAUUUAUACAGGUUGGUCCAUGGUCAUAUCCACUGGUUCGUGGAAAAACACCGGUUCUCAAAAAUGAUUUCGGCGCUUACAUUGUGCCAAAUCCAACUCCAGAACAUCCAGAUAUGUUUGUUGGGAUCCUUUUGCCUGAAAAUCUGGACAGUAAGGAUGAAGAGGAUUUCUACUCAAUUUUGAAAAAUCAUACCGAGAUACGAAAUCAAGAACUGUCUCGCCAAAUGAGUAAAGAAGAAAGGGAACACCUUAGUCAAAAAAUUAGCGAUUUUUUGAUAACAGGUGGUGAUUAUUUGGCGACAAAUAUAAAUCAUGUUGUCCAGAAAACAUCUAAAAUCGUGUCUGACAAGUCGGCACAAAUUCGCUCUUCACUUGCACCAGGCCAAGAACCGAUGCAAAUAAACCCCGGCAUCAGAUUCGGUAUACAUUACGUCCACAAGGGCAGCAAAAUGGUCGCGAAGUGCACAAGAUAUCUAUUGGAUAAAAUUGGGGAUAUGGGUAUAUCAAUUGGGAAGACUUUAGCAUCUGGUGCAGAGAAACAUCUCGGUGAUAAAGAGAGUGGUGUUGUUCAUGACACAGUUUAUGUAUUGGGAAGUGGCAUCACCAGUGCAAGCACUGUUUGGAUUGCUCUAGAAAAUGCCUCUAAAACAAUGGCUAAAAAUAUUGCUGAUGAAACGGUCGAUAUUGUGAGACAUAAAUGGGGUAAUCAAGCUUCAACAACAGCACAUGAAGCAUUAUACGCAACCGGCCAUACUUCUUUGGCUGCUUUACAGCUCUGGGAUCUUGGCCCACGAUCCAUCGCCGGUCGUGCAGCUCGUAAAGCAGGCACACAGUUUGUUACCAAUUUAUAUAAGAAUAAAUCUACCCAUCCGGAAGAUACAGAGGAGGAAAACGAUCAUCAUAAGGAUUAA